AUGGCCACUCAAGUCACGCCGUCCAAGCAGGCGGCUUCCAACCUCGAGAAUCUCAAAGUCAAGGACUCGCCAGUAAAGAAGCUCGACUUCACCCCCGAGGAGAAGGAGAACGUGCCCGUCGCCGAGUCAUCACCGGCUCCCAUAGAGCCUGAGCUGAAGAAGUCCGAGCCCGAGGUCGAGUCCAAGGAAGCUCCCAAGGUGGCUCCCACUAUCAAAGAGCUAGAGGCAGACGAGCCUCUGCUACAAGAGAACCCUCACCGCUUCGUGCUAUUCCCUCUCAAGUACCACGAGAUCUGGCAAAUGUACAAGAAGGCUGAAGCUUCCUUCUGGACUGCGGAAGAGGUCGACCUGUCUCAAGAUCUGCAGCACUGGCAUCACCGCCUCAAUGAUGAUGAGCGCUACUUCGUCUCUCACGUCCUCGCCUUCUUCGCCGCUUCCGACGGCAUCGUCAAUGAGAACCUGCUCGAGCGCUUCUCCAAUGAGGUUCAGGUCCCCGAGGCUCGUUGCUUCUACGGCUUCCAGAUCAUGAUGGAGAACAUCCACUCCGAGAUGUACUCGCUCCUCAUCGACACCUACAUCAGCGACCCCAAGCAGAGAACUUACCUCUUUGAUGCCAUUGACACCAUCCCUUGCAUCCGCAAGAAGGCCGAUUGGGCUCUGCGAUGGAUCUCGGACAAGAACUCCACCUUUGCCCAGCGUCUUGUUGCGUUCGCUGCCGUGGAGGGUAUCUUCUUCUCCGGCUCCUUUGCUUCCAUCUUCUGGCUCAAGAAGCGUGGUCUCAUGCCUGGCUUGACCUUCUCCAACGAGCUGAUCUCUCGUGACGAGGGCAUGCACACCGACUUUGCGUGUUUGUUGCUGUCUCACCUGAAGCACCGCCCCUCUCAGCAAGCUAUCCAGGACAUCAUUGUCGAGGCCGUUGCCAUCGAGCAGGAGUUCUUAACGGAUGCUCUGCCCUGCGCCCUCCUGGGCAUGAACGCCAAUCUCAUGAAGCAGUACAUCGAGUUCGUCGCUGACCGUCUACUCGUCGCUCUUGGCAACCAGAAAUACUUCAAGUCCCAGAACCCAUUCGACUUUAUGGAGAACAUCUCGCUCGCCGGCAAGACCAACUUCUUCGAGAAGCGUGUUGGUGACUACCAGAAGGCCGGUGUCAUGGCUGGUCAGAAGAAGUCUGCUGACAAGGCCACCGCUGCUGCCGCUGGUGAUUCUCCCGUUGAGGAGGCAACACCCGAAGAUGGUGGUGCCUUCACCUUUGACGAUGAGUUCUAA
Molecule: messenger RNA, 1266 nt
Organism: Cyphellophora europaea CBS 101466
Lineage: Eukaryota; Fungi; Ascomycota; Eurotiomycetes; Chaetothyriales; Cyphellophoraceae
Product: ribonucleoside-diphosphate reductase small chain
Exons: 3
Coding region: 1-1266 (421 amino acids)
Biological process (GO): deoxyribonucleotide biosynthetic process
Molecular function (GO): oxidoreductase activity
Source: RefSeq, a predicted model, not a curated record